Molecule: messenger RNA, 375 nt
Organism: Paramecium sonneborni
Lineage: Eukaryota; Ciliophora; Oligohymenophorea; Peniculida; Parameciidae
Source: the annotation of a GenBank genome assembly
AUGAAUGAAAACAAUUUAGACACAUAACAUUAAUAAACCAAAAGUGCAUAAUCAUAAAGAACUAUUAAAUCAGAUCAUAUUGAACUAUAAGUAAAUGCUAAUUAUCUGAUAACUGAAGAAAACUCAUUUUCGAAAGUUCCUCAAACAAGAAAAUCUGAAUAAUUAUUCUGUUAAAAAUGCAAUAUUCCUGUAGUUUCUGAUAUUUUUUAUGAAAUGGGAAAAGGAAGCUAUGUAAUAAUCUUUAUUUUACUUGCUUUGAUAAUUACAGCAUUUUUUACUUUUAUACCUUGCAUGCUGAACAGAUGCAAAGAUGCAUAACACAGAUGUCCAAAAUGUACAAAACUAUUAGGCACUAAAUAGUUUUUAUAUGGAUGA